Diaporthe citri is the source of this 1422-nucleotide messenger RNA. RefSeq lists its product as uncharacterized. Bases 1 to 1422 code for a protein of 473 amino acids. The record is from RefSeq and is a predicted model, not a curated record. The transcript is spliced from 2 exons. Gene Ontology annotation, molecular function: monooxygenase activity; oxidoreductase activity, acting on paired donors, with incorporation or reduction of molecular oxygen; iron ion binding. NCBI's taxonomy places the organism in Eukaryota, Fungi, Ascomycota, Sordariomycetes, Diaporthales, Diaporthaceae.
AUGUGGAGAUGUCAUCAGAAGUAUGGCGACAAGGUGCGCUAUGCGCCAAACCGGCUGAAUGUCAACACAGUCUCGGCUCUGAGGAGUAUAUACGCCGAGGGCAAACCGUACACAAAGAGCAAGAACUAUACGGCCCUGCUUCACCAAGCAGCCAACUCCCUCACGGUUCUUGACAGGAAGGACCAUGGGCGUCGGCGCCGGGUCAUCCAGGCUGGCCUGGCCGAUUCCACUGUCCGGGAUUUCUAUCCGGAUAUGUUUGCCAUCAUUAACCGCUUUUGCGACCGUCUCCUUCAGACGGCCGAAGAAGAGGCCUCAGACAACAGCACCUGCGGGAAUCUGGGACAGUCUGACUGGACCAACCCGCGCAACAUGGCCGAUUGGUGUAAUUGGUUGACCUUUGAUCUCAUGUUCUCAUUUAUCUUCACCGACAAAUACAACAUGCUUGAGAGGCAGCAGUACCGCUACAUCCCCAAGGUCAUCGAGGCCUCCAACAUCCGUGUCAGCGCUUUACUGCAAGCCCCGAUAUUGAAGAUGUUCCGCGUGGAUAAGUUGCUCUUCCCGCGAGCAAUUGCUGCCCGGAACAUUUUCCUGCGCUUUGUGGGCAAGCUUCUCCGAGACACGAGUCGAGCUGAUAGCUCGCAGCGCACCAAUCUCUUCCAGAUGCUCCGUCACACCCAAGACCCCGUGACUGGUCGUGGCUUUACCCCCGAAGAAAUGGUGGCGGAGAGCGUCACCCUAGUUGUCGCCGGGGGCGAUACCUCGGCAACCGCUGUGUCCGCCGUGUUCUUCUAUCUCUCCAGAAACCCAGCAGCCUACAGCCGCGCGCGGGCCGAAGUGCGGGCUGCAUUCACCAGCGUCCAGGACAUCAUUGAAGGCACAACCGCUGCCGGGAGCCUGCAGAAGCUCAAUAGCUGCCGUUACCUCCGGGCUUGCAUCGACGAGGCGAUGAGGAUGUCACCAUCUGUCGGUCAAUCCCUCGCUCGCGAAGUCCCUGCCGGCGGUGCUGUUGUCGAUGGUGAUCUCAUCCCCCCGGGCUGUGAUGUUGGAGUUCCAAUCUACAGUAUCCAACACAACGAGAAAUAUUUCCCCGAUCCCUUCGACUUCAACCCUGAGCGCUGGCUUGUGGACAGAGUCAACACUCCACCACACGUGCAGGAACAGCUUGCGGAUCAGCACACGGCACACAACCCAUUCUCACUUGGACCAAGAAGCUGCAUGGGCAAGGGCGUGGCACUCGUGGAAAUGAUGGCAACUUUUGCUGUUGUUCUUUACAGACUAGAGUUCAAGAUGGCCUCCGACGACAAAUCUGGAGGGCGGCCAGGGGCUGGGCUUGGAAGACACAGGAGUAACGAGUUCCAGCUUAGGGACCACAUUACCAGUGCAAGAGACGGACCCGUCCUCAGGUUCCGCGCUUCUGCCUGA